AUGGCCCGUACUAAACAGAUCGCUCGUAAAUCUACCGGUGGCAAGGUGCCCCGCAAUCAGUUGUCCACCAAAGCCGCUCGCAAGAGUGCCCCGGAGGAGGAGGAGAGGGCCCGGCCACUGGAGGAGUCAAGAAACCCCAUCGUUAUCGUCCCGUCACCGUCAACCGGCCAGCGAGGCUUACUUGGUGGGUCAUUUCGAAGAAACCAAGUUGUGCGCCAUUCACGCCAAGCGAUUCACCAUCAUGCCAAAAGACAUCCAGCUCGCUCGCCGUAUUCGUGGUGA
This is a messenger RNA of Daphnia pulicaria, 282 nucleotides long. RefSeq names its product histone H3.3-like type 1. The transcript has a single exon. Gene Ontology annotation, molecular function: protein heterodimerization activity; structural constituent of chromatin; DNA binding. NCBI's taxonomy places the organism in Eukaryota, Metazoa, Arthropoda, Branchiopoda, Diplostraca, Daphniidae. Bases 1 to 282 code for a protein of 93 amino acids. The record is from RefSeq and is a predicted model, not a curated record. Gene Ontology annotation, cellular component: nucleosome.